AUGCUCCCCACGCCCUUCACCUCUACAUUAAAAACCCCUCGUUCAACCGCCGUUAAAAACGUCAUAACCUCACUCAUUAUCAUCUACAUCCUUCAUAACUUCUGUUCGCAUAUGAACGAAGCCCAUCGAACCCACAUCUCCGAAGGUAUCCUCGAGCGGAUGGAGAAGUUAUUAACAAAAGUACGCAGUGCUUCGUUGAAGAGGAAGGAAUCAAAUCUUAGUCGGAAGGAAGAGAAGGCAAAGGGGAAGAAGAAGAACGACUCAAAUUCGGAUUUGAAGGAUAUAGAUUCUAUAUCGAUUAGUGCAGCUGGUGCUGCGGAUGGGGAUUCAGAGCAUGUGGAAAAUGAGAAUGAUGGCGGACCUUCGAAGCGGGUGUCUCAGGACUUUUCGAUAUCUACUACUCCACCGGGGGCGUAUGGGUCUACGUAUUCACUUACAGAGGGUCCUGCACUUAUUACCGUCGAACCACUGCCGAAGAAUUCGAGUCGAAGGUCAUCUUUAUCUAAACCUGGGAGGAAACCAUCACUUCAACAUGUCGGGUUUCAAUCACCCGAAUUAGAGCCUGAAGAGGAGGAGGGCGGAGAGAAUGAUCAUACGCUUACUCCGACCCCUUCGAUAAAUGGUUCUGUCAAAAAGUCCAAAAAGCAUAAACACCAUCACCACCACCACAUGCCAUCAUUGAUUUCGCUCAUUUCUAACGCCACACGUGCAACUUCAAAGUCAACUCGGUCGUUGAGAAGAAGAGAAUCGACAAGCACGGUACGCAGGUUGGCGGCAUAUAAAGCCGUUAACGAUAAUUUCCCAACCACUAGACCAGCAUACAUCGCCAUCGGAUCCGGUGCCCUAAUGCUACAAAUCGUGGAAAGAAUAUCACAAUAUUCAUAUAACCAACUCGCAGAUGUAACUUUCGUCUCAACGGGGGCAGCAUCAGAGCACAUCAUGGCUUCAUAUAAACUCCGACCUAUAACCUCACUAAACCUCCUCUCGCCCGAAACAAAAAUCGAUGUAUAUUUCGAUACCGCCGAUAAAGUCGACGAUAAUCUAAAUUGUAUCAGAGGCAGAACGGGGAAUUUACAUCUUGAGAGGAUGGUGGCUUUGAGGUCGGAAUGUUUUGUUUGUAUUAUCGAUUAUCAUAAACGAGUGCCUACACUGUUUACGAAUGGGAAGAGUAUGGCGGUGGAGAUUACUCCUGAGUCGUAUUUUUAUGUGAUUAAGGGGCUUAGGGGGACUAAAGCGAUUGCUUCUUUGAGGAGUGGGGAGCCGGCGAUUUCGGGGCCUUGUAUUACGCAAAGAGGGAAUUAUAUUAUUGAUGCUACUUGGCCGAGUUUGAGGGAUGCUGGAGAGGAGGUGGAGGCUUUAGCGGAGAUUGUGAAGGGGAUUUAUGGGGUUGUGGAUCAUGGGCUGUUUUAUGCGGGGGGGAAUGGGUGGAAUGGACGGCCGAAUAAAGUGUAUGUGGGCUUGGAAGAUGGGGCGGUGGAUACUUUGGGGUGA
Orbilia oligospora ATCC 24927 is the source of this 1491-nucleotide messenger RNA. RefSeq lists its product as uncharacterized. The transcript has a single exon. Gene Ontology annotation, cellular component: intracellular membrane-bounded organelle. Lineage: Eukaryota; Fungi; Ascomycota; Orbiliomycetes; Orbiliales; Orbiliaceae. The record is from RefSeq and is a predicted model, not a curated record. The coding region runs from base 1 to 1491 and encodes 496 amino acids. Gene Ontology annotation, molecular function: ribose-5-phosphate isomerase activity. Gene Ontology annotation, biological process: D-ribose metabolic process; pentose-phosphate shunt, non-oxidative branch.